CUUAAACCUCAUACGAUCACCUGAACCAGCUGCGAGGCGCGUUCAUAGAAGUGCGCUCACAACCUGCUCUCGAUUCUAGACGAGCUCAGCGCACCUGCAGACUAGUCGCUUACCUGCUGCGCGCUCAUAGCGGCCGCAGCGCUGCGGCGCCGCCAUGCCAGGCGCAGACGCGGACCUGGGCUCCGACCUGGAAAAUGCCUCUGUAGAGGUUGAUAGCGCCCCGCUUGGCAGCUCGGCGAGACCGCAAUGGAAUGCCAGCGAGUUUCAGUGCUCCAUUUGCUACGAGCUGCUCCUGGACCCGGUUGUCGGGUCUUGCGGACAUGACUUUUGUCAGGGUUGCAUCGAGGAAUGGAAGGUAUCGCGACAGUUAGUGGGGCAAGCAGUGCAGUGCCCAAUUUGCCGCGCGGUGCUACUACCAUCCGCGGAACAAUCCUUCGGCGUGUGCCACCGGUUGCGGGAGACCGUCGAAAAGUUGUUUCCAGAGCAGGUGGCCGCACGUCGACGCCAGGUGGCACGGGCGUCCUCCUCUCGCCGCUGGGCCGGCGACUGCGCCGGCGCGCCCUUCCCGCUGGUCUCCCGUAGCGCUAGCGCCAGCGCCUCCGCCACCUCAGACACCGACACCAGCAGCACCGCCACCGCUGCCACCAGCGGCGGCUCUCCCGCCCCCGGCUUCUCACGCGGCAGUCCCUCCAGCGACGCGCCAGGCCCGCCAGGCGGCACCGCCGGCAGCGGCGGCAGCGCCCGCGGGGGCGGCGUCGCCUCCGGCGGCCUGUACCGCGCCGGCGCGCUCAGCAGCGGCGCCGGCGGCGGCGUCCGCGACGCGGCGGCGCUGUUGGACGUGGAUCUCCUGAACCGCGCGGCGGAGCAGUACCGCGAGCUCUCCAUGCUCGUCAGCGCCAUCACCUCAGUGCCGGCGCCGCCGGCGGCGGUUGUGCAGGCGUUCACGCAGGCGGCGGCGCACAUGGCGGCCACGCGCGCGGGCGCUAUGGGCAGCGGGCCCGCGGGGGGGCUGAUGGCGCCGGGCGCCGGGGGCGCCUCGCUGCCGCAGGCGCAGGCGGCGGAGCUUGCGAAGCUGUUCCUGUCCUCUGGCGCGGCGCUGACGUCAACAGUGAGCGCAGCCAGCAGCGGCGGCGCGGCGGAGGCUGUGGCGUCGGUGGCGGGCAUGUCGCUGCCGGACGCGGCAUCGUCGGCGGCGGUGGCGGCGCAGCUGGCGUACGGCCGCGGCGGCGGUGCCGUGUUUCGUAGGCAGGGCUCCGGUAGCAUCGCCAGCGCGCCGGCGGGCAGCGGCGGUGGCUUCCUAGAGGCGGCGCUGACGCUGCUGACGUCAGCCGCCGCCACCAGCACCGCCGCCGGCGAGCUGCGCACGCUGCUGACGGCGCUGAACCAACAGCAGGCUGCGGUGGCGGAGGAGGAGGCUGCAGCGGCGGCGAACAACAACAGCAGCAGCAGUAGCGGCAACGUGCAGCAGCACCACCACCACAACCACCACGGCCACGGCCAUCACAACCACGCCAGCAGCAGCUUGCGCAGCGGCGGCCUCCGCAGCGGCGGCGGCGCGUACGGCGCCGGCGUCGGUGACCUGCGCUCCGCGGGCCGCGACUCCCUCAUGACCGACACCGACAUGGAGGCUGUGAGUGAGGCGGCCAGCGACGCGCUGCGGACCACCGCCAACACGGUGCAGCAGCUCACGGCGGAGGCGGCGGCGCUCAGCAGCGUGCUACGGGCGGCGCACCAGCAGCAGCUGCAGGCGCACGUGGCGGCGGCGCAACAGGCGCAGGCGUACGCGCAGGCGCAAGCGCAGGCGCAGCUGAUGCAGGCGCAGCAGGCGGCCGCGGGCGGCUGGGGCGGCGCGAUGGCGGGCGGCUCGCCUGGCGGUACGGCGACGGCGGCGGCCUCCAGCGCCGCGGCGGCGUUCGGCCUGUACCCCGCAGCGGCGGCGGCGCAGCAGCAGGUGGCCAUGCGCUUCGCGUAUCAGCAGGCGCAGGCGCAGACGCAGCAGCAGCACUACCAGCAGCAGCUGGCGGCCGCUUAUGCGUUGUCGCCGGCGGGCGCGGCAGGGCUGGCGCCUGCGGCGGUGCCGCCGCCGCCUCCACACGCUGGCGGCCUUGCAUCCUGGCCCGCGGCGAGCUACGGCGCUGCAGGGCUGCAGCUGCUGCCCCACCCGUCGCUGCAGCAGCAGCACCCGCCGCACCAGCACGGCCGCAUGCAGUAACGUGUGUCUCUGUGCACUCAUGCUGCCCACGUGCCGGUUGGCGGUCGAGACCCGGGGUCUGGAGCCGCUUGUGUUUAUAUCACGAUGUAUUCGGAGCUCUGGGAUUUUUGAAAGUGCUUCUUAUCGCAAUCUCUUGCGUUUGAGUAAGUAGCAUUUCAGGCCGGAGAGUGAGUGUGGCACUGAGAAACACAUACAACACUGGAGCCGGUGCUUGCCAAGGUGUCGUCAACUGGGCGCCCUUCGCUGCACUGUGUAGUAGUGCGCAUGUCACUUGGCCAAGCGUGAGAUGGGUACGUGGCUGAUUGCCAUGGGCAUCGGUCUUUCUUAAACUGCUAUUAACCAAAUAAAACGGCGCGCGCGCGGCACAGCUGUUCCCACGUACAGAGGUACGGGACGCUGCCGGCUUAGCUCCAGGAGUCUGCUAGCUCAGCGCGCCUGAUUGCCUCGGCUUUUUUAACAUCUAUCAUGGCUAUUUCAUACGCGCACAGCGCUGCGCAUGAUUGCACGAGGAGUUCGCUGGGGAAAGGAGUUCACUGAGUGAUGUGCUGAUGCGGCAAUACUUUUCCUGUCUAUUUUAUGGACGCGGUGCUGCUUGUCUCGGAAGGGCGUGGACGCGCGGCAUCCUCAGCCCCCCGGGCUUGUCCGUGGCGGAUGCGGCGCCACUGCGCCGCCCAGAGCACACGCUUAGCCACAGGAGAGAGGGCUGGAGCGAGAGGGGGCUGCAUGCGCAUGUGCAGAGGAAAGCUGGGCGGGGCAAGAAUAAGGGCAAGGCAACAGAGGCGUGGUGUGGCACGAGAGGGGCGGUGUCACGUCAACUGUGGUUUGACUGUGGCAGGAGUGGCGAGGAGGGGGCUACAAAAGGCGACUGCAAGCGGCCAGGGCCCAAGCAAGAGCAAGCGCGGGCGCGGAGAUGCAGGCCCCUGAGGGGUGUGUGUGUCUGCGUGUUGCGUGAAUGAGGCGAGAGGAGAUGCGGUGCCUGGUUACACGCCGGCACGGCUGCAGAGCGCUGAGGUGGCUGGGCUUGCUGCUGUUGAACUGAAGGUAGGGUGGAAAAGGAUUGUGGAGAACGACUUGGCUGCUUGGCACGUGGUUGCACGCCUGCGCGGCAACUCGGCGGGGGCUAUCGCAUUUCGAGGGCAUGCAUGGGCGCAAUUAUGACUGGAUUGCAGAUGGAAGUGUGCGAGUGGAACGCAAGGAUAUCAUGCGAUGAGAUGGCCGGCCCUACAAAGCUGGUUACUAGGCAGGCGGAGAAUUAUUAUGCACAUUGCGUCAUAUCCUUAGGUCAAGGCAUGCGGCUUGGGUGCAUGACCAACAAGGCAUGACCGGUAAAUGACUCGCAUGCUCGCCCCCAGCACACUGCCGCGCCGGAGCGCCCAGGGAGCAUACGAAGGCGCUUUGUCUGCGCGGCAUAUGGCCGGCACGGGUGUGCAGCGUGUGUUGAGAGGAGGGGCUGGAGGGCAAAGGGUGUGCAGAAAGCUGGGAGCGUUUGCAGAGGAUCUGCAAACUUUGAUUAUGUAUGGCGCUAGGCAGAUGCCGGCGGUGGUUAAACGAGUGGUCGAUGGCAGGGGGCCUGUGCAUGACCCGUUUGAUGUCUAUGCGAUCGUGCGCGACACGUGCUGGCGUGUGCUCGUGCAACAGCAUGCGGGCGCGGAGCGGAAGAAGGGCGACGUCGCGACGACAAUGUGGCGACUGCAAAGCAGCGUGGGUACGGGAGGACAUUGCGAACAUUGCGGUGGGUGGAGCGGGCAUCAGCAGGCGCGUUUGCAUCUGCACGGCGCGCACACGCUCCUCAUCCCGCCUGGGCCGAAGCACUGAUUACCACGCACCCCGGUCACGCUGCCGGGAGAAAGCGUGAGAGAGAGGAUGUGCCAAAUAUGUGUAUCUGCCUUUUUGUCCCGCUUGAGGUGUCCGCGUGUGCUUGUGCCCAUUUCAUGUCGUAAACACACCAUUUAAUUUUGCGUGAUUUUAUCAUCUGAGGGUUCACGUAAGCAAGAGUGCUGUAGUUGUAGCUAGCAGGCCUGCGUCGGUGGUGUGUCAAGAGACAGCCGCUGCUUGUGCAAGCAAGCGGCGGGCCGGUUCCGAAGCAGCCGGCAGCCAUGCGCAUGCGCGCAUGCGCCGAGAGAGACGGGUGUAGUGGAAUGGAUAAGCUGGGCUGCUACACCGCGGCUUGAGUUGAGGCGAUGGCGAGGCCUUGCAGCGCAGCCGGGCCGCACUUUUAUGGGAGUCGGACACAGCGCACAGCUCCCGUACUGAGGGAGCUGGAUCCAAAAGCUUCAGGGUCCUAGCGUACUAAUUGUUUAGGCCUUGCUCCACAGACUCUAGAGAUGUCUGUGAAAUUUAAUAUCAUGCUGUACUGGUACAAGGCAUAGGCAUAGCGGGGAAUGCCAUGGGCAAACUAUAUGCUGGCCGUUUAAUUGGGACGCGGGCGGCUGGCUGGGGAGCGGCGCGGGCUGCAAAGUGUCUGUUUGUGAGCCGGCCGCUCCUGGUAUUGCUUGCUGUGCGCCCCUGAAUGAGAACGCCUGUACGUGGGUGUCGAGUGCAAACGCGAGGGAGUCCAGUAUAAACAAAUGGCGAGGGGUUUUAGUAUGACGCGCUGCAUGCUGACGAUGUUGGCCAUGCCGGAACACAUUUAAUUUCUUAGGUUUUGUGCCCGGGGAUGAGGAUCGGGGGACGGUACCCUGGCGGUAGCGGACUGUGCGCCUGUGUGGUGUACACAGCGCGGGAGGCGGUGGCGCGUGUGUGGGCUGGUAUUGGAGCAAUGACUGCAACACCGCGUGAGUUCGUGCCAUUCACUGGACGCGCCCGGCCCAGGUUGGGUGUAAAGCUGCCAGGGACAAGACGGUGUGUAAGGAAACAGCAUG
This is a messenger RNA of Chlamydomonas reinhardtii, 5073 nucleotides long. RefSeq lists its product as uncharacterized. The transcript has 4 exons. The record is from RefSeq and is a predicted model, not a curated record. NCBI's taxonomy places the organism in Eukaryota, Viridiplantae, Chlorophyta, Chlorophyceae, Chlamydomonadales, Chlamydomonadaceae. The coding region runs from base 155 to 2212 and encodes 685 amino acids.